GCAAAGGUUCAGUGGUGGGCACAAUGCCCAGCAUAGCCAUGUGAGUGUACACUGGCUGUACUCUUGGACUCCUGUGUGUUGGUAGGACCCUUCUGCAGCAGAAUAUGGGACAAACAAAGGAGUUAAUGUGUAACAGCUGUAUUAAGCUGGAUUAAUUGGUUCUGGCCUUGGCUGCUGGCUGGAGCUUUGUUCUCACCCCCCAGCUUGGGGUCCCUUGCUCCAGUGCCUGCACAGCCCCAGCUGCAGGAGCAUGGAACCCAUCCCCACUGCACUCGGCUGGGUCGGGGCUGCAGUAUGCCAGGAUUCAGUGGGGUUUGUCUCCAGCCCUGGCACAUAGCAGGCAGUUGUCUGCUGUGUCACCAGGAGCUGCAAAGGGAUUUGCCCUCCCCAGGGGCUGUGACAUGAUGGCCUUGAGGAGCCCUAAUGGCAGCAAAUAUAUUCUGGACGCACCUUGGAUUGCAGCAGAAUGGAGGGACUGCAACAUGGGGAAGUGAUUUAGGGUGGGAUUAGUUGCACUGCAUGCUCAGGUGAUGGCUGGGGGUAUCAGCCCUGGGAGCCCGGGGGAGCAGCUACAGCACUCCCUGUGCAGGGAUGUACUCCUGUGUGUUUACAGGUACUGCCUGGACUCUGCCCACAUGCUGACGCAGGCAGUGCUGACCUUGUUUCCAGCCCCAGCACCGCAAUGGACUGAGAAUCUUCUGGAUGAAACCGUGGUGCUAAGGGGCAGCCAAGUGUGACAGUGUGCGCUGUGCAUGCCUUGGCCGUGUGUGGUGGCUUGGGAACUGUGGGGACGCUGUGUCCUGGAGCCAGCUGCUGUCACUGCAGGGCAUCCAGCUCCUGGGUUGCCAGCUCAUCUGGCUGUGACUGUAGGGGAGCCAUUGUUCCCAUUCCAGUUCCUGGCCUCUCCCAAAUGCAAUCCCCUUUUGUUGCUGUGACUCUUUCCAAAGGGGCUGGAGUAUGCCUGUCCUGCUUGUCCCAUCCCCCAGUUCCUUUUGCUCCCAUUUUCUGCAGCAAAGCUUUUGAGGGAUUAAUUGCUGUUUCAAAACACGUUGAUGUGGGAGCCAAGCCCAUUGAAUUCCUUUGUGCUGGCCAAAAGCUCUCAGCUGAGGACACCAAAAUGAGCUGCUGAGGAAUUUAGUUUUGCAAGAGUAAUUCUAUUUCUGUGUAAACUUCUGCUCCAUUUUGGGUGCUGGGGGUUAGGAUGCUGUGCUCUCCCUCAAGUGUGUGCCAGCACAGAGCAGAUGUUCUGGGGCUGGACCCUGCCAGCCUGCACCAAGGUUUACCUGUGCUCACACUUCCCUUCCCUGGGAGCAUCAGAGCAGCCCCAGCUCGUCAGGACACCAAGACUCAGCUGAUUGCAGCGCGCCAGUGAUGCUGCUGCUCUGCCGUGCUAUCUCCAGCCUCUUGCUGCUCUGCACCUCAAGGUAGAUCUCUAAAUAUUUUCACUGCCCUAAAUAAACCAGUGUUUGCCAAUAAAAACAGUCCUUCCUGGGCCUGGCAGCUGCAAGUGUGGACAUCAUGGUGGUCGCUUGAGGUGGGGGGCAGGAAGAGGGAGGACGCUGCCCUGUGCCUUCCUCUGCUGCUGCUGCUGGACACAGCCUCUGCAUUGCGUCAAACUGCACCAUGGAGCAGUUCAAGGCUCCUGACCUGAACUUUCUAGAGGAGUGAGAGAUAAGUGGUACAUUUUCACUGGCUGCUAAUCAUUAACACUCUGCUGUCUGUUCCUGCUGUGUGUACAGCUGUGUGCCUGGGGUUCUGGCCAGGAGCCCUGUGCUGCUCUGCUGUGUGUCCCUGCAGCAGCCAGGGAUGGACAGCUGGAUUUGUCCUGCUGGACUGACCCCAGUGUUCCAGAAUCCUUAACUCCCAAAGAGGAACAGGAAAAUAGAUCUGUCAGUGCUGCGUGGUUGGGGUGGAAAGAUGACAGGCAGGGACCCCAUGUGACAAGGGAUGUCUUCAGCUCCAUCUGCAUUUCUGAGGGCUGGCAGGGCAGGAAGGAUUAACCUGGGGAUAUGCUAGUUAGGAUCGCUCUCCCUGCCUGGUUUGCAUAGGUCCUGGAAUCCUACAGCUCAGGAAAACACUGCUGGCAGCCAAGACCUCCCCGGCCUUGCUCUGGGAAUCUCCUGAAACAGCUUGGGAAGUUUCCUGCUGAAGAGAGCACUGGUGUGUCAGCCUGGCAAAGACUGGUGAUGACAGCGCAUUGUCAUCAGGUGCAGGUUUCAGAGGGGGUCAGGGUAUGGAGCAGUCCCUGCUCUAUGCAGAACCUGAUCCACAGAGGGAUAGGAUAAAUGUCACUCCAUCCCUUUGCAGGUGUGCAAACCUCUCCCCUGCUAGUGAACAUUGAGGUUCACUAGCAGACCAGGUGUUUUUGUUUUUUUUGAGGGCGAGCCAGACAGAGCAGGGGCUACAGAAUUUCCCUCCCUGAGUAAUGGGACAGUGAAGGCUUAAGGCUCCUACAGGCAUGCCCUAUGCCACCCUGCAGCCUGUUUUUCCCCUUUUUGCAAGUUGUUCCAAGCACGUUUGUAACAACCCGUCAGUGAUGCACCCUUCAGCAAAAGUGGUUUUGGGUCCAAAGAUCAAUGCUGGGGCAAGUGACCUAUCGGCAGCAAACACGAACCCGUGGGGUAUAAAACUGCGGUGGAGCACGGGACAGCCUGAACCAAGCAGGAGGCUGCGGAGGAGGAUGGAAGCCCCCAUGAACCUUCUGCAUGAUGCAGGCAUCCAGGCAACGCACUGGCUGCAGGAGCAUUUCCAGGGCUCUCAGGACUGGUUCCUCUUUAUCUCCUUUGCUGCAGACCUCAGGAACACUUUCUUUGUUCUUUUCCCUAUCUGGUUCCACUUAUGUGAGCCAGUGGGCAUUCGGCUUAUCUGGGUGGCUGUGAUCGGGGACUGGCUCAACCUCGUCUUCAAGUGGAUCCUGUUUGGGGAGAGGCCGUACUGGUGGGUGCAUGAGACUGAUUAUUACAGCAACACCUCUGCGCCGACCAUCCAGCAGUUCCCACUCACCUGCGAGACUGGCCCCGGGAGCCCCUCCGGCCAUGCCAUGGGUGCAGCAGGAGUGUACUACGUCAUGGUGACUGCCCUGCUUUCCAUCGCCAUGGGCAAGAAGCAGUCAAAAACAUUGAAGUACUGGAUUCUGUGGAUCAUGCUGUGGACGGGGUUCUGGGCUGUUCAGGUCUGUGUCUGUCUGUCCCGCGUUUUCAUCGCUGCCCACUUUCCACAUCAGGUCAUCGCAGGGGUCAUAUCUGGCAUGGCCGUGGCUGAGACCUUCCAGCACAUCCACUCCAUCUACCAUGCCAGCCUCCGCACGUACCUGGGCAUCACCUUCUUCCUCUUCAGCUUCGCCUUGGGCUUCUACCUGCUGCUGCGUGUGCUUGGUGUUGAACUGCUCUGGACGCUGGAGAAGGCACAGAGGUGGUGUGCCCGUCCUGAGUGGGUCCACAUUGACACCACGCCCUUCGCCAGCCUUCUUCGCAACCUGGGCAUCCUCUUUGGGCUGGGGCUGGCCCUGAGUUCCCACAUGUACCUGGAGAGCUGCCGCGGGAAGCAAGGCCGCCAGCUGUCCUUCCGCCUAGGCUGUGUUGCCGCCUCGCUGCUGGUCCUGCACCUCUUUGAUGCCUUCAGGCUGCCCUCCCACAUGCAGCUGCUCUUCUAUGUCCUUUCCUUCUGCAAGAGCGCAGCUGUGCCGCUGGCCACCGUCGGCCUCAUCCCCUACUGCAUCUCUCAGUUUCUGGCCACGCAGGACAAGAAGGGUGUCUAGGGGCAGGUAACAGCAUGGCCACCCUGGCUCAGGAACCAUGGGAUCGUGGGGGUUGUGCUGGUUUCUCCCCAUUAUAGCUUCAUGGGCUGACUCCAGCAUGGCGUGCACCCACAGUGCCAGAUGCACCACAGGUGCCUGUGGCACAAGGGACAGAGACAGCAAGAGCAAGGCACUGUGCAGUUGUGGGUGCUCAAAGGCUGUGGCAAGGCAGCUCUGCAGGGGGACAGGCAGGAGGUGGAAACAAACACCAGCUUGUGGGAGCCCUCAGCCCCUGCACAGUGCUC
Messenger RNA from Phasianus colchicus (ring-necked pheasant), 4041 nucleotides. It is a transcript of the gene G6PC1, whose product is annotated as glucose-6-phosphatase catalytic subunit 1. Gene Ontology annotation, biological process: gluconeogenesis; glucose 6-phosphate metabolic process. Gene Ontology annotation, cellular component: membrane. Gene Ontology annotation, molecular function: glucose-6-phosphatase activity. NCBI's taxonomy places the organism in Eukaryota, Metazoa, Chordata, Aves, Galliformes, Phasianidae. The record is from RefSeq and is a predicted model, not a curated record.